CCGCCCCCUUUAUACUCUCCCUGACCAGGCCCAGGCCCAGGCCCGAGCCCUGCCCCGUUACAGUCCCCCGGACCAGGAGCAGGACGAGCUCCGUCCCGUCCCGUUAGCCCCGGUUCCGAGCCGGGCCCGCCUAGGCGAGGUGGAGCUCGGCGCGGCCUGGACCAUGGCGGGGAGCUGCUCCGGGCCGGGCCGUCUAUGGAGACUCUGCAACCUGCUCAUGGCCGCCUUCUUCGGGCUGGCGGCCGCCGUUCAGAUAAAUGACCCUGAUGCAGGACUGUGGAUAGUGGUCUACGUUGUACCUGCUGUCCUUACACUGCUUGUUGGCCUUAAUCCAUCAAUUACAGGAUGCAAACCCAGGGCUGCAUGGAAGUGUGCUCAGCUGUCCACGACUGCAGAUAAUGUUGUCUGGAGGAGCCUGUCGGAUCUGCAUUCUGCUGCUUGUUUAGUUGGGACCAUUGCCUUGGGGUGCUCUUUGUUCGCUUAUGCAAAAAGUAACAUCUUGCAUGAAGAGGAAGGAAGAGAGUUGUUUGGUCUGGUGAUUAUUACAAUAUGGAUGAAUCUUUGCCGCAAUUCAGCAAAAAAUCCUUUGGGUGGAAUUCGUCUGAUGGUUGCAAUUUCUCUCUCUCUCUUCCCCUUUGUAACAUGGCUUUACAUUUACAUGAACUCAGAGAUGCGAUCAUCCUGGCCAACUCACUGCAAAACUGUGAUUUAACCAGAAAGGAACAAACACACACAAUAAAUAUUCUAACAGCUGUUUGCCUUCAGCUUUCGGUUCUCAGUUGAAAACUGGUAUCAGAACAACAGGAACUGCAGCUAUGGACCAAGAGCACUUUGCUGCCUCAAACAGCGCAGUUUGAGAUUUGUUAUCAUUAUUAUCCAGCCAUCCUCUUUCCAUGGACCAACCUGUGGCUUUCAAACUGUGUCCUUCAUGUAAUGAUAAUACCACAGCCCCUGUAUAACUGUCUCCUCCACAAUGUACCACAAUGAACAGGAACAGGGGCAGACUAGAUCCCAGUAAAUAUGUGCCCUUAGUGUGGAUGAGCAAUUGUACAGCAGCAUCUGCUAGGAACUCCUAGAAAGGACAGAAGCAUUCAAAUGUGAUCCUCUCCUCCCUCAGGGCCUGCAGGUGAGCAGCCAUACUCUUAUGGACAGUGAUAUCAAUGGCUGCUGAGAGAUCUGAAACAACUAGCAGGGAUAGCUAUUCUCUCUGUUUAGUCAAUGAGAAUAGCUCAGUCUCCGUCAUGCCUAGGCUGAAAGUGGACACAGAAUUCAAGGUUUUUGGAUAACUGCAGAGUUGCUUCUCAGCUGAAUCACAAAUUUAGAAAUCUUCUCCACAAAGUAUUAAAGGUGUCAAGUAUGUCUGUGGUCUUUGUUACUGACUCAUGGGCCAGCUAAGACAUGGGACUAUGGGAAGGAUUGACAGGUACUAUGGUCCAGUGGCGAGGACACCAGCCUAGGAGUCAGAGGCCUGCAUUCUAUUCCCAACUCCACCACUGACCUCCUGUGUGAUCUUAACCAAGUCAUUACCCCAAGCUGUUCUUUGAUUUCCCUUCCUGCCCUUUGUCUGCUUUGUCUAUUACGGAGGCACCAAUUCCAGUUUCAUAGUUAAGGUUAAGUUUGGUUUUGUACUAAAAGCAGGGAUUCAGCCUCCGUGUAUGAAAAAUAGACUGUCAUCUUCAAGCUUAAUAUUUGCCAUUUGAAUAUAUAAUUAAUUUUCUGAGCAUUUACAAGUAAUUGUUAGAGUUAAAAUUAAAUGGGUAUUUUUAGAAAUUUAGCAUCAUAUGCGAAGAUAUUUUUUUGUCCCUAUUGAUGUUAUUAAUGGAAUAACAGACUUUUUGUGCAUAAGCUUUUAAGGAGGUUGACUACAUUUGGAGAAAUAUUUUAAGGCUAUUGGUCACUUUUUGCUGUUCUUCAUAAUUGAAUGUUCAGCAGUGCUGAUAAAUGUUUUACCAAAUUCCAUGAAGUCCUACUGUCUUUUAAAAUGGUUGCCAUCUCAUGUUGUUUUCAAUGGGACUGAGAGCAGAAGCUGCCCUCAGGAAAUAUGGCACUGCCACUGCUCCUCACAGCUUCCUCUCUGCCUCCCAAAAGCCUGCAUACCAUCUUCCCUGAGCUCUGUUUUGAUUCAUUCUCACUGGGAACAAUGGGAGGCAGUCACCAUUUUGAAAGAGGACAUCCUAACUGAAGGCAAUGUUUGCCCUCCGUCCUACUGAGAAUAACGGGAGAUGAUGGCUAUUUUGAAAAAAAGGGCAACUCUUUGUGAGUUUCUCUGAAGGAGAAGACUUCAGGUCUCACUCUCUACUGACAAACUUUCAGCUGUGAAAAAUAAUGGCAAACGAUCAUUAAUCCAAAAUAUUUUGUUUGAGGGGCAGCCUCUUCUCCUGUUUGCAGCUCUCUUUGCCGUUUGGAUAUGUUUUCCUGUGCAUUUGCUCCCCUCCUUUAAUUUUGGAGUUGUCUGCAAAUUUGAGCAUAGUUUAAUUUUCAGUAAAUAGUCACUCAACAAAGGAGGACACAAGUCAGUUGUGCAGAGGUUGGGGGAGAGGGAAGAAAUACUUUUUAGUUGGUCAUGAAGCCCUAAGAGGGUCCUGGUUUUGGCUAGUCUUAGCAGGAAGUCACUGCCUGAAGACUGACAUUCUGUCCCAGCUCUGGUACAGUUCCCCCUGCUGGAUACUCACCAGGCUGCUGUUUGGGUCCUAAUGGGGAACCAUGUGCUCUUAAGCUUCCCUUGGUCUGGGAAGGAUCCAGCAAGGUUUGUCUCUGAGUCUUUGGCCCCUCGGGCAUGCUUAGUGGGCCCAGACUCUACCUAUUGCCCCUUUAGAUAAGUGGAGCUGGUGGUCCAGCUGACCCAGCUCCACAUCCUGGCUGGUUCUGACCCCACAAUACACACGAUAACCUCAGCAAACCUUUUCCCAGUGCUCCAAACUUGUGGGCAGUCUGGUUUACAGUGUCUCUCUCCAGGGCUAUGUGAUAAUUGAUGCACAUAACACACAGGCUUUGCAAAGGUUUAACACAAAUACUCUUUAGAUACCCCAAGAAAUGUACAGAUUUAGACAAAAAAAAUAAAACACUUCUAUGCCCUUGUCA
Trachemys scripta elegans is the source of this 3081-nucleotide messenger RNA. It is a transcript of the gene TMEM220, whose product is annotated as transmembrane protein 220. The coding region runs from base 164 to 712 and encodes 182 amino acids. NCBI's taxonomy places the organism in Eukaryota, Metazoa, Chordata, Testudines, Emydidae. The record is from RefSeq and is a predicted model, not a curated record. The transcript is spliced from 7 exons.